AUGGUACCGGAGGUUCAAGCGCUAUCGGACCACAUCGGGGCUCGCUUCACAGCCGGAUGGAGAACAGCUAGACAGAAGCAUGACCGUGCCAAUUGCCCCGCCCGAGAGGCUACAUGUCAUAAGUGUGUAAAAAUAGGUCACUUUCGAGCGGUAUGCCGCAGUUCAUCAUUUGGAGCAAAGAAUACAGUGCAUGAGUUGGAGGAUUCCCUUGACGUGGAGACUGUUUUCCUGGGUGAGAUUAAGGACACCAGCAAGAACUAUUGGGGUGCUUAUCUUCAAGUAGAUGGCAACACUACGCACUUCAAAUUAGACAGUGGUGCCGCGGUAACUGUACUAUCAGAUGGACUACAGUGGCUUCGUGGAAUAAAACUGAAGCCUGUAGGUAAGAGACUCUGCGGACCAGGAAAAACAAAACUAGAAGUUUUGGGACAGAUCAAAGCCAUUCUCCAACACAAAAAUAGGAGAGUCUCAGAAACCGUCUACGUUGUCAGGAAUCAAGAUUGCUCAUUGUUCAGCAGAAAGGCAUGUGAAGAGCUGAAUCUAUUGAUCAGAGUAGAGGAACUUGGAGAUACCCAGAAGGAGCAGGCGAAUUUCAGGGCUGAAUUUCCACAGCUAUUUACUGGAUUGGGGAAACUAGAAUAUGAGUAUUAUAUCACACUAUCCCCAGGAGCAAAACCGGUAUGUCUCUACACACCUCGGAGAGUUCCUCACCCCCUCUUGCCAAAAGUGAAAAAGGAAAUUGACUCGAUGUUAGAACAAGAAGUAAUUUCUCCUGUUACAGAGCCUACGAAAUGGUGCUCCGGAAUGGUACCAGUCCCAAAACCUAGUGGAGCAAUCAGGAUUUGUGUUGAUCUUACACAACUCAACAAAGCAGUAGAGCGGGAAGUACAUCCAAUGGCAUCAGUUGAUGAAAGCCUUGCCAAGCUAGGGAAAGGCACUAUCUUCACCAAGCUGGAUGCAGACAGUGGGUUCUGGCAGCUGCCCUUAGAUGAAGAAUCGAAGCUUCUGACAACUUUCAUCACACCGUUCGGUAGGUUUUGCUUCAAUAAGCUACCGUUCGGGAUCUCAUCCGCUCCCGAGAUAUUCCAACACACAAUGUCUGGUAUCCUGGAGGGUCUGGAAGGAGUCAUCUACUACAUGGAUGAUGUUCUGAUACAUGGAGCUACAACAGCAGAACAUGACACUAGGGUGAGAGCAGUGUUGCAGCGUGUUGUGGAAGCUGGCCUCACCCUUAACAGCAAAUGUGAAUUUUCACGAGAGACAAUGAAAUUCUUAGGCCACAUUGUGGAUGCAACAGGUGUGAAAAUUGAUCCAGAAAAAACAUGGGCAAUCAGAGAGGUUCCGGCACCAAGGACCAUCACAGAACUUCAAAGAUUCAUGGGUAUUGUUCAUCAAGUUGGAAAGUUCCUACCCAAUUUGGUAGUACUACGUGUACUCUUGAGGAAGGACAACGGAUGGUGCUGGGAGGAACCACAACAGAGAGCAUUUGUGCACAUAAAGAAAAUGAUGAAAGAUGUCACUGAAGUUCUUGCCCACUACGACCCAUCAUUGCUUACAACUAUUGCUGCUGAUGCAUCGUCGACUGGAGUAGGAGCAAUACUGCUCCAGACUCAGAAGGAUGGACACCGACGGCCAGUCUGCUAUGCAUCCCGUUCGCUGACUGAGACUGAGCAACGUUACGCAGUCAUUGAGAAGGAAGCUCUAGCGGCUACAUGGGCUUGUGAAAAGUUCAGUGACUAUGUUCUUGGUAUGUCCUUCAACAUUGAAACUGACCACAAGCCUUUGGUCACACUGCUCAACACAAAGGAAUUGUCAAAGUUGCCCCCUAGGGUGCUGAGAUUUCGACUAAGGUUGAUGAGAUAUGAUGCAACCACAGAAUACGUGCCUGAAAAGCAACAGGCCACAGCAGACGCCCUCUCAAGAGCACCAGUAGCAUCCCCAAAGCCAGAGGACAUAGCUGAGCUAAACGAAUUGACCGAAGCCUUCGCAUCUUCAUCUACCCUCACCUUACCUGCAACAGACCGGAGACUGGAGGAGAUUAGAGACGCACAGAGACUUGAUGAAGAAUGUGCGUUAAUCAGAGAGUAUUGUGAGAAAGGCUGGCCUGACUACAUGCCUCACAACUCUAUCCUCAGGCAAUACUUUGAACAGAGGGGACACCUCAGUGUGAUUGAUGAUUUGCUCAUGUAUGAUGAAAGACUGGUCAUUCCCAGGGCUCUGAGACUAGACAUCCUACAGCGCUUACAUCAAGGUCAUCUAGGCAUCACAAAGUGCAGAGCCAGAGCUCGACAGUCGGUCUGGUGGCCAGGCCUCUCGAAGUCAGCGGAAGAGAUGAUCUCCAGAUGUACUACUUGUACCAUCCAUAGUCAGGAGACUAAAGAACCAUUGAUGACUUCAUCCUUCCCAAUGCGUCCUUGGGAGAGACUAGGAAUGGAUCUCUUUGAGUAUCAAGGAAAGAUGUUUCUUAUAGUAGAGGACUACUAUUCAAGAUGGAUAGAAGUAAAAAGGCUACAUGGACACACUUCUGAAGCCGUGAUCAAAUCCUUGAAGGAGAUAUUUGCUGUACACGGUAUCCCUGAUGUGGUGAUUUCGGAUAACGGACCACAAUUCGCGAAUGAGACUUUCCAGAAAUUCGCUGAGAAGUAUAGGUUUGUCCAUACUACCAGCUCGCCAAGGUAUCCUCAGGCAAAUGGGGAAGCGGAGCGAGGUGUACGAACAGUGAAAGCCUUGUUGAAAAAGAACGAUGAUAUCGACCUUGCUUUGCUGAGUUAA
Strongylocentrotus purpuratus (purple sea urchin) is the source of this 2772-nucleotide messenger RNA. RefSeq lists its product as uncharacterized. The record is from RefSeq and is a predicted model, not a curated record. Gene Ontology annotation, biological process: DNA integration. Bases 1 to 2772 code for a protein of 923 amino acids. The transcript has 2 exons. NCBI's taxonomy places the organism in Eukaryota, Metazoa, Echinodermata, Echinoidea, Camarodonta, Strongylocentrotidae. Gene Ontology annotation, molecular function: nucleic acid binding.